Molecule: messenger RNA, 646 nt
Organism: [Candida] anglica
Lineage: Eukaryota; Fungi; Ascomycota; Pichiomycetes; Serinales; Debaryomycetaceae
Source: the annotation of a GenBank genome assembly
CUUUACCCAGUCUUCAAUACUGAUCUACAAACUAGAACUACUGUAUCAUGCCAGACUUAGAGAACCAAAACCUGAUUUCAAGAAGCCAAUCAACGGUGAUAUUGGCCAUCAUGGCGUUCAUUCUUCCUCCAUUGCCAAUCUUUUUAUUGACCGGACCAAACUACACGGUAUUCACAAAGGAGAUUUUGAUCUCGGUUAUCUUGACCUUGUUUGGGCACGUCCCAGGGAUAAUAUUCAGUUUGUAUGUCAUUUUCCUUCAAUACAACCGGAGCCGUGAUGGAUAUGAUUCGAUUGAUGGUGAUGCUUUGUUAGGAAGACAACCAGCAACCAACAAUCACGUUGAAAGUCAUGACAGUAGCCAUCAUCAUCAUCAUGAUGGAACUCCACAAUCAAUUGCUCCACAAGUCCAUCAACCUUACCACGAUGAUGUCGCUCACGAAGAACCUCCUCAUUAUACAGAAGUUGCAUCCGGGUCCACCAAGCAUAACACUAGAGAUACAAAGGGUGUCGACAACAAGGUUCAACAUUAGUUAGUCUUUUCUUCUUCUCCCCCACCCCCUCCCUUUCUAUUUUAUACCACACUAAAUAUGACAUACACACAAAGUAAAAAAAAAAAGGAGACCAGAUUAUUAUUUUAAAUUACAUA